This is a messenger RNA of Tarenaya hassleriana, 1411 nucleotides long. RefSeq names its product NADH-cytochrome b5 reductase-like protein. Bases 101 to 1087 code for a protein of 328 amino acids. The record is from RefSeq and is a predicted model, not a curated record. Gene Ontology annotation, molecular function: cytochrome-b5 reductase activity, acting on NAD(P)H. The transcript has 13 exons. NCBI's taxonomy places the organism in Eukaryota, Viridiplantae, Streptophyta, Magnoliopsida, Brassicales, Cleomaceae.
CCGUACACGCUUUCGCACCUUAUCCCAGCUCAGAUCUCUCCAAAACCCUCUCUUCUCCUGCAGCUAUUAUUCUCCCUUCUUCUCCGACGAGAUUCAGACAAUGGCUACAACCUUUUUCCGGAGACUCGCCAAGUCCGCUCCGACCACAUUCUCCCGUGCCUCCCGAUUCCACGGGGACUCAGGUUUCGGCACGUUCCGCUUCCCGGUCGGCGCGAUUGCCGCUCUUUCCGGCGGACUCUCGUACUAUUAUUCCUCCUCCGACAACAAUCUGGUUUAUCUGGAUCAAGAAAAGGAAGAGACAGGACCGAAAACUGCUCUAAAGCCUGAUAAAUGGAAUGAAUUUAAGCUUCAAGACACUGCUAGAGUUAGCCACAACACCCAAUUGUUCAGGUUCUCAUUUGAUCCGUCAGCCAAGUUGGGUCUAGAGGUUGCUUCUUGUAUCGUGACAAGGGCUCCUGUAGGCUAUGACUCUGAAGGGAAACCAAAAUAUGUCAUAAGACCCUACACUCCAAUAUCUGACCCAGAGGCUAAGGGAUAUUUUGAUUUACUGAUCAAGGUAUAUCCAGAAGGGAAAAUGAGUCAGCAUUUUGCCAGCUUAAAACCAGGGGAUGUAGUUGAAGUUAAAGGACCCAUUGAAAAGUUCAAGUACUCGCCUAAUAUGAAGAGAAAUAUUGGCAUGAUUGCUGGUGGAACUGGAAUUACUCCCAUGCUUCAGGUGAUUGAAGCAAUUCUGAAGAAUCCGGAGGACAAAACUCAGAUAUCAUUGCUUUAUGGCAACGUUUCUCCGGAUGAUAUACUUCUCAAGCAGAAGCUUGAUGCACUUCAAGCUAAACACCCAAAUUUGAAGGUGUAUUAUACCGUCGACAACCCAACUAAAAGCUGGAAAGGAGGUGUGGGUUACAUUUCAAAGGAUAUGGCUCUGAAAGGUUUACCCCCUCCUGGGGACGAUACUUUUAUUCUUGUAUGUGGUCCUCCUGGGAUGAUGGAGCAUAUUUCUGGAGGUAAAGCUCCAGACUGGUCACAAGGGGAGGUCAAGGGCAUACUCAAGGAGCUUGGAUACACAGAGCAAAUGGUUUUCAAAUUCUGAGGAAAAAGCUUGGAGAAGAAUCUCAUAGUUUUAUGCUUCCAAGAAGAUUCAUGUAAUAAAAUUCUAAGGAACAACAUGGGCAUGAGCUCGAUCCGACCUACCAAACUCCAUGAAUAAACGGAUUUAAUCAUACGGAUAUAUCCUCGGGUCAUCGAUCUACAGGUAAUACUCGUUUUCUUAUGCUGAUUUCGGGACGAAAAAACUUGAGGCUACUCGAAUUUUGUGUAGAGUUGAAUAAACACAUUCAGAAAGAUUCUGCAUUGUCUUCAAUGUUUCAAUGUGCAAAUUCUCCAUAUAGAAGGGAGAAUGAUCCAGGGUUGGUUU